This is a messenger RNA of Oncorhynchus keta (chum salmon), 6142 nucleotides long. Its product is annotated as 2-acylglycerol O-acyltransferase 1-like. The record is from RefSeq and is a predicted model, not a curated record. Gene Ontology annotation, cellular component: endoplasmic reticulum membrane. Bases 246 to 1253 code for a protein of 335 amino acids. Gene Ontology annotation, molecular function: diacylglycerol O-acyltransferase activity. Gene Ontology annotation, biological process: triglyceride biosynthetic process. The transcript has 11 exons. NCBI's taxonomy places the organism in Eukaryota, Metazoa, Chordata, Actinopteri, Salmoniformes, Salmonidae.
CUUCAAGUUUGUUUGCAGAGUUUAACUCCAUUAGGAAGGUGAACUAGAGACCAGCAACAACUGAAUAACAGAACUUCCACAGCGCUGCCCGAGCCCUUCAGUUUCAGAACUUUUAGUUGCAUCAAAUUAGGAACUUUCACUGAAAACAGCAACGAGUUUCCUCAUACACACACACACAGAAAGACAGAGAGAAGGGGACCAGACAGACUAACCUUGUAGCCGGAAAGGUUGCGUCUUUCCCGGAGAUGAAGAUCCAGUUCGCUCCGCUAAACAUCCCGCUGCGGAGGAGACUCCAGACAGCUGCUGUGCUGCAGUGGGUUUUCUCUUUCCUGGCGCUAGCCCAGUGCUGUCUAGCAGGCUAUGUGUUGCUAUGCGUCUCUGACUGGUGGGUUCUGGCUGCGCUGUAUGCUGGUUGGCUGUAUCUGGACAGGGACACACCCACCAGUGGGGGUCGGAGGUCAGAGUGGCUUCGGAACUGGAGCGUCUGGAAACACUUCAGAGACUACUUCCCUCUCAAUCUCAUAAAGAUGGUGGAUCUGGACCCUGGUUCUAACUACAUCUUUGGGUUCCACCCCCAUGGUGUUCUAGUGGCGGGGGGUUUUGGGAACUUCUGUACGGAGGCGUCAGGGUUCUCCUCGCUGUUCCCCGGGCUGACCCCCUACCUCCUGAUGCUGCCAUUCUGGUUCAGAGUACCCUUCUUUAGGGACUACAUCAUGUGUGGAGGUCUGGUAUCCAGUGAGAAAGCCAGCCUGUCCUACCUGCUCUCAGCUCCUAGAGGAGGUAAUGUGGCGGUGGUGGCUAUAGGGGGCGCUCCAGAGGCUCUAGACGCCCGACCGGGAGCUCUCACCCUUCAGAUUCUACACCGCAAGGGAUUCAUCAAACUGGCACUAAAACACGGGGCUCAGUUAGUACCUGUGUUCUCCUUUGGGGAGAAUGAGCUCUUCGACCAGAUGACCAACCCUACCGGCUCGCCGCUCCGCUGGCUACAGGACCACCUGCAAAGGCUCAUGGGAGUGGCACUGCCGCUGUUCACCGGGAGAGGAGUGUUCCAGUACAGCUUUGGUCUACUGCCCUACAGACAGCCCAUACACACUGUUGUGGGUAGACCUAUUCCAGUGGUCCAGACCCCCUCUCCCACUAAGGAUGAUAUAGACGGUCUCCAUUCUCUCUACCUGAAGGGCCUCACUACGGUUUUUGAAGACAACAAGGACAACUACGGCAUUGCACCAGACAAACACCUCCACUUCAUCUAGACAUCUGUGUGAAGAGUUGUUCACACAUAUAAUCAGAAAAAAAACUAGAUUUACAGAUUAACCCAAAGAUGCUGCAACACCUUCUAGGUCAGAGUUCUAGCUUUUUGUUCUACUGUUAUUGACUUGUUUAUUGUUUACUCCGUGUGUAACUGUGUUGUUGUCUGUUCACACUGCUAUGCUUUAUCUUGGCCAGGUCGCAGUUACAAAUGAGAACUUGUUCUCAACUAGCCUACCUGGUUAAAUAAAGGUGUUCUCAACGAGCCUACCUGGUUAAAUAAAGGUGAAAUAAAAUGUUAAAAAAAUAGCUGGAGGUUAGGGUUCUGUAGAGUUUUAUAAAACAUCACAAUACAUUGCUGAGCGUUCGAUUUGCCUGCUGUGGGGCAAGGAGACCCUCAGCUCUGCUAAAACCACUGACAACUGUGUGCCAUUUUCAAGGAAUUGUUAAAUAAAUGUUGUAAUAUCAGUAUCUCUUGAAGAGCUUAGUCAGAACAACAAAUGUCAGAUUAUUGCAUGCAAAACGAUUGCACACAUGUAGCUCUAUCAUCAGAGUUAUACAGCAAGUAACUGCAUGCUUUCACGAUCAGUAAACAUCAAUGACCAUGUAGUUUCAGAUACGGGAAGGCCUAUCUGUCUCCACAUUGGCCUAUCUGUCUCCACAUUGGCCUAUCUGUCUCCACAUUGGCCUAUCUGUCUCCACAUUGGCCUAUCUGUCUCCACAUUGGCCUAUCUGUCUCCACAUUGGCCUAUCUGUCUCCACAUUGGCCUAUUUUAAUAUAUUGGCACCCGUUUAUUGGAUAUUUGAGGGAUAUGAACAAAAAACUUCACAAAAAUAUCAUUGCAACAUGUAAAGUGUUUGUUUCAUGAGCUAAAAUAAAAGAUCACAGACAUGUUCCAUACAAACAAAAAGAUUAUUUCUCAAAUGGACACAUUUGUUUACCUGCCUGCUAGUGAGUGUUUUUCAUUUGCCACGAUAAUCCACCUGUCAGGCAUAUCAAGAAACGGAUUAAACGGCCAAUUACACAAGUAAAAUGGCAGCAGAAGAAAUGGCAGCAUUUUUACGGCACCUAACCAAUUGUGCUGUUAUGUGGGGGGGUUUCACGUCAUUUGUGACUUAUUUUGUACAUAAUGUUUCUGCCAUCGUAUUUUACGGCAAAAAAAAGAGCUUCUGGAUAUCAGGACAGCGAUCACUCACCAUGGAUCAGACUAAUAUUUUUUCUUCAACAAGCAGGAUGCACAGGAUGUACUUCAGACACCCGACAAGGCCAACAUCCCUGUUAUUUGCAAGAGGAAGAGACGCAGGUACAGAGGACACAGAGCAGCGUCACUCGUAAGGAUCCGCAGACGGCGAGUGGGAAAGCUGUCGUUAGCGUCAAUAUUACAAUACUACUCGCCAAUGUGCAAUCUUGGACAAUAAAUUAGACGAGGUACGAUCACGAAUAUCCAACGGGACAUCAACAACUUUAACAUCUUAUGUUUCACAGAAUCAUGGCUGAAUGAUGACAUGGAUAUUGAGCUUGCGGGAUACACGCUGCACCGGCUAGAUAGACCAGCACACUUCGGUGAAAUGAGGGGGUGCGGUCUGUGCAUAUAUGUAAACAACAGCUGGUGCACGAAAUCUAAGGAAGUCUCUAGAUUUUGCUCGCCUGAAGUAGAGUAUCUUAUGAUAAGCUGUAGACCACACUAUUUGCUUAGAGAAUUUUCAUCCAUCAUUUUCGUGGCUGUUUAUUUACCACCACAAAUGGAUGCUGGCACUAAGACCGCACUCUGUCAGCUGUAUAAGGAAAUAAACAAACAGGAAACCGCGCACCCAGAGGCGGCGCUCCUAGUGGCCAGAGACUUUAAUGCAGGGAAACUUAAAUCAGUCUUACCAAAUUUCUAUCAAAAAUGUUAAAUGGGCAACCAGAGGGGGAAAAAAUCUAGAAUUUUAACCAGGUAGGCAGUUUGAGAACAAGUUCUCAUUUAAAACUGAGACCUGGCCAAGAUAAAGCAAAGCAGUGCGACACAAACAAUAACACAGAGUUACACAUGGAAUAAACAAAUGUACAGUCAAUUACACACUAGAAAAUGUGCCUUGUUAUACGUUAAUAUGUGGAAUUUCUUUCCUUCUUAUUGCAUUUGAGGCAGUUGUGUUAUGACAAGGUAGGGAUGGUAUACAGAAGAUAGCCCUUUUUGGUAAACGACAAAGUCCAUAUUAAGGCAAGAACAGCUCAAAUAAGCAAAGAGAAAUGACAGUUCAUCAUUAAUUUAAGACAUGAAGGUCAGUCAAUGUGUAAAAUUUCAAGAACUUUGAAAGUUUCUUCAAGUUCAGUCACAAAAACCAUCAAAAGCUAUGAUGAAACUGGCUCUCAUGAGGACUGCCACAGGAAAGGAAGACCCAGAGGUCAUUGGAGUUACCAGCCUCGGAAAUUGACUGUGUGAAUCAGGCCUUCAUGGUCAAAUUGCUGCAAAAAAUCCACCACUAAAGAACACCAAUAAGAAGUGUCACGUCUACUCCUGCUCCUCCCCUUCGGCAUUCAACGUCUCUGGUACACCACUGGUCCUGGGAUCCAGUAAUCCAGUAAUAUAAAUUAGACCAGUGGAAAUGUGUCCUUUGGUUUGGAGUCCAAAAUUGAGAUUUUCGGUUUCAACCUCCGUAUCUUUGUGAGAUGUAGGUCAACAGAUAUAGGUAGGUAUAGAUGUAGGUCAACAGAUAUAGGUAGGUAUAGGUGUAGGUCAACAGAUAUAGGUAGGUAUAGAUGUAGGUCAACAGAUAUAGAUGUAGGUCAACAGAUAUAGGUAGGUAUAGAUGUAGGUCAACAGAUAUAGGUAGGUAUAGAUGUAGAUCAACAGAUAUAGGUAGGUAUAGAUGUAGGUCAACAGAUAUAGGUAGGUAUAGAUGUAGGUCAACAGAUAUAGGUAGGUAUAGAUGUAGGUCAACAGAUAUAGGUAGGUAUAGAUGUAGAUCAACAGAUAUAGGUAGGUAUAGAUGUAGGUCAACAGAUAUAGGUAGGUAUAGAUGUAGGUCAACAGAUAUAGGUAGGUAUAGAUGUAGGUCAACAGAUAUAGGUAGGUAUAGAUGUAGAUCAACAGAUAUAGGUAGGUAUAGAUGUAGGUCAACAGAUAUAGGUAGGUAUAGAUGUAGGUCAACAGAUAUAGGUAGGUAUAGAUGUAGGUCAACAGAUAUAGGUAGGUAUAGAUGUAGAUCAACAGAUAUAGGUAGGUAUAGAUGUAGGUCAACAGAUAUAGGUAGGUAUAGAUGUAGAUCAACAGAUAUAGGUAGGUAUAGAUGUAGAUCAACAGAUAUAGGUAGGUAUAGAUGUAGAUCAACAGAUAUAGGUAGGUAUAGAUGUAGGUCAACAGAUAUAGGUAGGUAUAGAUGUAGAUCAACAGAUAUAGGUAGGUAUAGAUGUAGGUCAACAGAUAUAGGUAGGUAUAGAUGUAGGUCAACAGAUAUAGAUGUAGGUCAACAGAUAUAGGUAGGUAUAGAUGUAGGUCAACAGAUAUAGGUAGGUAUAGAUGUAGAUCAACAGAUAUAGGUAGGUAUAGAUGUAGAUCAACAGAUAUAGGUAGGUAUAGAUGUAGGUCAACAGAUAUAGGUAGGUAUAGAUGUAGAUCAACAGAUAUAGGUAGGUAUAGAUGUAGGUCAACAGAUAUAGGUAGGUAUAGAUGUAGGUCAACAGAUAUAGGUAGGUAUAGAUGUAGGUCAACAGAUAUAGGUAGGUAUAGAUGUAGGUCAACAGAUAUAGGUAGGUAUAGAUGUAGAUCAACAGAUAUAGGUAGGUAUAGAUGUAGGUCAACAGAUAUAGGUAGGUAUAGAUGUAGGUCAACAGAUAUAGGUAGGUAUAGAUGUAGAUCAACAGAUAUAGGUAGGUAUAGAUGUAGGUCAACAGAUAUAGGUAGGUAUAGAUGUAGGUCAACAGAUAUAGGUAGGUAUAGAUGUAGGUCAACAGAUAUAGGUAGGUAUAGAUGUAGAUCAACAGAUAUAGGUAGGUAUAGAUGUAGGUCAACAGAUAUAGGUAGGUAUAGAUGUAGGUCAACAGAUAUAGGUAGGUAUAGAUGUAGGUCAACAGAUAUAGGUAGGUAUAGAUGUAGGUCAACAGAUAUAGGUAGGUAUAGAUGUAGGUCAACAGAUAUAGGUAGGUAUAGAUGUAGGUCAACAGAUAUAGGUAGGUAUAGAUGUAGGUCAACAGAUAUAGGUAGGUAUAGAUGUAGGUCAACAGAUAUAGGUAGGUAUAGAUGUAGGUCAACAGAUAUAGGUAGGUAUAGAUGUAGGUCAACAGAUAUAGGUAGGUAUAGAUGUAGAUCAACAGAUGGUCUCCACAUAUGUAUUUCCCACCGUGAAGCAUGGAGGAGGAGGUGUGAUGGUGCUUUGCUGGUGACACUGUCUGUGAUUUAUCUAGAAUUCAAGGCACAAUUAACCAGCAUGGCUACCACAGAAAUCUGCAGUGACACGCCAUCCCAUCUGGUUUGGGCUCAUAUGUUUUUCCACAGGACAAUGACCCAACACACCUCCAGGCUGUGUAAGGGCUGUUUUACUCAGGAGAGUGAUGGAGUGCUGCAUCAGAUGACCUAGCCUCCACAAUCACCCGACCUCAACCAAAUCGAGAUGGUUUGAGAUGAGUCGGACCUCAGAGUGAAGGAAAAGCAGCAAGUGCUCAGCAUAUGUGGGAACUCCCAAGACUUUUGGAAAAGCAUUACAUGUGAAGCUGGUUGAGUGCCAAGAGUGUGCAAAGCUUUCAUUAAGGCAAAAUGUGGCUACUUUGAAGAAUAUAAAAUAUAUUUGGGUUUCUUUAACACUAUUUAUUUUUUUGUUGGUUACUACAUGAUUCCAUAUGUGUUCAUUACUUUUGAUGUCUUCACUAUCAUUCUACAAUGUAGAAAAUAGUACAAUAAAGAAACCCUGGCAUGAG